Anopheles nili is the source of this 1972-nucleotide messenger RNA. RefSeq names its product facilitated trehalose transporter Tret1 (gene nebu). The record is from RefSeq and is a predicted model, not a curated record. Gene Ontology annotation, molecular function: sugar transmembrane transporter activity. The coding region runs from base 153 to 1610 and encodes 485 amino acids. The transcript has 3 exons. Lineage: Eukaryota; Metazoa; Arthropoda; Insecta; Diptera; Culicidae. Gene Ontology annotation, cellular component: membrane. Gene Ontology annotation, biological process: transmembrane transport; carbohydrate transport.
UACUGAGCUUGUGUUACUCAAACUCGAUCGGUUCCUGUCAGUGCAACACGUGGAGAGGAUCCUUAUCUUCCAAAGACCGCGUGUGUGGGUGUUUCGGACGUGCACUACGAUAAAUAUUCGCGAGAGGAUUCGAGGUUAAGGCGCGCGACGCAAUGUCGAAGUUCGUGGUCAACAAUGUGGCCGGUGAGUCAGGCCGCAAGCUACCACAAUUCAUCGCAGGUUUGGCCGCAUCGGGUGGUGCGCUGGCGGCGGGUACCUUCCUGGGUUGGACCGCACCCACAGACAAACCCCUGACCGUACAGCACGAGUAUGGGUUCCCGAUAUCGAACGAGGAGUUCUCGUGGGUUGGUUCCAUCUCCAACCUCGGUGCCGCUUUGAUGUGCUUCCCGAUCGGGUACAUGAUGAAGAUGAUCGGUCGUAAGUGGUCAAUGUUGGCCAUGGUGCUGCCGUUAGUUUUAGGUUGGUUGCUGAUCAUCUUCGCCGAGAACGUGGGCAUGAUGAUGGUCGGACGUUUCUUCCUCGGUGUUGGUGGUGGAGCGUUUUGUGUGGCCGCUCCGACGUAUACGGCCGAAAUCGCGCAACCAUCCAUCCGUGGCACGCUCGGGACGUUCUUCCAGCUUAUGGUAACUGUAGGCAUUCUGUUCGUAUACGCCGUGGGCGCUGGAGUUGACGUGCAGAUGCUGAGCAUCAUUUGCGGUAUCAUUCCACUAGUCUUCGGAGCCAUCUUUUUCUUCAUGCCUGAAAGCCCGUAUUAUUUCGUUGAGAAAGGGCGAUAUAGCGAAGCAUCCAGCUCGCUGAAAUGGCUCCGAGGCGCCCAGUAUGAUGAGAACGCAGAGAUUGAGGAUUUGAAGCAAGCGGACGCGAAAGUAAAGGCUGAAGCGAUUCCAAUGCUGGAAGCAUUCCGCCAGAAGGCGACAAUCCGUGCGCUGAUUAUCUCGCUCGGGCUAAUGUUCUUCCAGCAACUUUCCGGCAUUAACGCGGUCAUCUUCUACAAUACGGAUAUCUUUGCUAGCGCGAAUGGUGGUGAGGAGAUGAGCUCGGCGUCGAUCAUCGUCGGUGGUAUUCAGGUCGUAGCAACGCUCGUCGCCUCCGCUGUGGUCGACAAGGUUGGCCGCCGGAUUCUACUGCUGAUUUCCGAUUUUAUGAUGGCCGUAUCGACGAUUAUGCUGGCCGUAUACUUCCAGCUAAAACAGGACGACCCGUCGAAGGUGGACGACCUCAGCUGGCUGGCGGUGUUGGCCGUCUGUCUGUUCAUUGCCAUGUUCUCCAUCGGCUACGGACCCGUGCCGUGGCUAAUGGUCGGCGAGCUAUUCGCGAACAACGUGAAAGCGUUCGCUAGCCCAAUUGCGGGCGUGUUCAAUUGGCUGCUCGCCUUUUUGGUAACGAAAAUCUUCACCAAUUUGAAGGACGGCAUGGGCGAGGCGGGCGUGUUCUGGCUCUUCUCUGGCAUCUCGCUGCUUGGUACCGUGUUUGUGUUUCUGGUUGUGCCAGAGACGAAGGGCAAGUCGCUGAACGAUAUCCAGCGAUUGCUUUCGGGUGAGAAGGAGAGCACCGCCGAUCAGGGCAACGAUGAGGCUAGAAGUGACGGAAGGGAUCCGCAGGUGGCAUAGGCUGCAUUUACGAGCAGUCGUGCAUAGAAUGUUGUAUGUUGUUUAUAUUAUGCUAAGAUUUUAGCCUUCUAUUAGACACAUUUCGUGUAGUACCGACAAGUGGCGUCCUAGAUGUGUUAAGGUCACAAGCUACAGGACACUUUACAUAAAAGGUUGCGGGCUUGCAUGAUCCGGUACAUGAAAUAGUACCGUAACCAGCUUGAAAAGAAAAUCAUCGUACUGAAGGAAUCGGUAACGACUGAUCGAAGAAGAACUCAUAUUUGUAGCUUCUUUUUGUGUUUUAAAAUCAACGGACAGGCUUUGUUUUAAUGUGUAGCUUCGAACGAUCUAGAAAAAUAAAAAUAUAAUUAAUAAUUGUAAUA